UCUUGUGAUCCUCGCGUCUAUUGGUCGAGCGCGAAAUUUUAAAUGCAGAAACUGAACCGAAUCUGAGAAACAAAUGUAACUAAGAUAUGAUUGACGCAUAGCGGUUGUUUUUGGUGUAUAUUUGGACUUUUCAUUGUAAAAGACAAUAUUCUUGCUAUUAAAGCGAAAUGGAUGUAUCUGCAUAUUUACAGUGUUUUGAAAACGCUAUGACCUCAUAUUCCGGAGAAGAUCCGCUGGAGCAAUGGGACAAGUUUGUGGACUUUGCGGAGAAAAGAUUGACUGACGGCAGUGACAUGGCAGUGGUGUUGGACAGGCUCGUAGAGAGGUUUCUGGACGUCCCUCGGUACGCGAACGACAUCCGAUAUGUGAAGCACUGCAUCAGAUGUGCCAGUUAUUAUUCCAACCCAGUUGCACUGUACAGUCACAUCUUUCGCAGUGGCGUCGGCACCAAGACCGCUGCCCUGUACGUGGCCUGGGCACAGCAGUUUGAGCAGAGGGGCAUGAAUGAGCAGGCUGAUGCUGUGUACCAGAAAGCAGUGGAGAACCAGGCCCUGCCAGCAGAUGCAGUUCUCAAUGAGUACAGGUUGUUUCAAAUUAGAACCAAAAGCCAGACACCAAUAUCAGCAGGCGUUCGAACCCCCUUACAGAGCUCCCAGUUAACAAACCAGAUGCCCCCCCACAGUGAGCCAGUGGCCCAGAUUAAGGCCUCAGUGGACUGCGUACCCAAACAACCCCAAUACUGUGUGACAGUCUCUCGCUCUGAGACUUCAGGAAUGAUUCCCUCCAGUAAAGACUCUGGUAUUCAGAUGGUGUCAAAGUACGACAAAGAGGAACUUGUUUGUGAAGGAUCUGAAUUGUGCUUCGAGGAAGUCCGGGCGCAGAGAUACUUUCAUAAGCGACAGGAGCAGCAGGAGAUGGAUUACAGAAGAAACAAGGAGAGAGAGCUGAGGGAAGAGGAAGAGGCUGUCCUGAGGAUUAAAUCUCUGCUGGAGAAUUAUAAUCAAAACUUGGGAGCAUUUGGGUUUUUAAUCCACCAGCCUUCAUCACAGGGGCACCUACCUGUGGUAGGACCAGCCACCAGACAGAACCUGAAUCCUGCCCAGCAGAACCAUCUGCACUCCAGGUUCUCUUCAGGCCUCCAACCACACACGGAGCCACCCGUUCAGCAGCAGCACCAGACCAGGGCUGCUGACACCCCCCCGCUGCCCUUGCACAGAUCCCAUCAUCCCUCUGUCCCAAGUCAUACAGAUCUUCUCCCCCGGGAAGCUCCGUGUCAGCCAGGCAGCAUGGGCACGAACGUCACACAAAAGGACGUCAGCCAGCUGCAGGAACUAGAGGACAGACUUGAAGUGUCACUGGGAGGCACAGCUAAUCUGUCUCACAUCACUCCUAACAAUUCACUGGGCUUUGUUCAGGCCACGCCAUCAAGGGCGCUGCCGUCACCCACUGUCAACACGCGGGAGGCUCUGGAUGUUAUCAUGGACAUGUUCCAGGCCCCAACUCUCCUAAUCGACCCGCUUAGCAACACAUCGGUGCUCCAGUCAGCCGAGGCAGGACACCAAGCCCAGGGUGAUGCCUCCACAUUCUCCAAACCGCCUACAACAACCCCAUUCACCAUCUUCCAGGAUGAUGACAAAGAGAAUCCUCGCGCUGCUGCUCCUCCAUCUGCGUGUGAGAAGUUCAAAGCAGCCAGAGCUCUGGCUGUGAUCCCAGUGUCCAAACCAAAUGACACUCCUCCAGAGCUGACGCCGGAUGAGACCAUGUGGGGUGCUCGCUACAACUCCCUCCACUCUCUGGCUGCCUGUCCCAACAGCUCCACAGACUUCGCCAUGUUGGCCCAGUUCGUCUCUACUCCCUACAAACAAAUCAAUGCUUUCGGCAGCAACAUUUGCCAGGACCAAGAGAACAACUGUGAUGGUGGAGACGUUAAGGAGGAUGCCUUCAGGUGCCGGGGCAAUAAACUCAGCCCCAUCAUGGAGCAGAGUCCGCCUGAUGAGAAGCUGUCAGAAACAGCUGUCAGUCAGAUCGUCCCCUCGUCUGCCAGACUAGGCACCAUUGUGGGUGAAGGUCUCAGCCUAGCCCAACACUGCCUGACCUCCUCCUCCGUCACCAUGGUGCAGCCUCCUCCUCCUGCUCUGCUCUCCUUCAGAGACCAGACGCUCUGCCCAAACGAGUCCUCUGUCUCCAGGACCACAGGACCCGCUUGGGACAUUUACACAAGCCCCGAGCAGCCUUCCAAACGGACCUUUGUGAAUCCACAGGAACCAGAGGGCCUGUUCAAACCUGGCUAUGAACCGUUUAAAGUUUUGGAUGAUUUGGGUGAACCUGGCAGUCCCCAAAAAGACCAGAAAACGGCUCUUGAUGUUCCAAUGAGCCCAGAGUGCAUCGUCAACCCAGACUGGCUGACCUGCAAAAGCCCGCCGGUCACAGUUGAGACAGAUCUAGAUGCCUUUUUGAGUCCACGUCAACCAAGGGUCAUGGAUGUUCCCAUGAGUCCAGAGCAGCCACAACUCUAUGCUGACGUGUCCAUGAGCAAGGAGCAGUUCAACACUGUGGAUGAGCCCAUGAUGAGUCCAGACAGAGGCGUGAGGCCCAGCGUAGAUGUAUCCAUGAACGCAACACAGCCCAAGACAGAAAAGCUGCAGCUGGUACCCGACCCCUGGGAUGAUGAACUGAUCUCUGGUCUGCUGUCCUCACUCUCGCCGCCUCUCACCUCUCACCCUCGCUGCCUCACCUGGCAACGCAACUUACCCCACAUCAGCCCAAAGAUGACCCUGAGCAUGGGAAAUGCAUCUCUUCGGGUCGACGGGGUCCUCGGUGAAGGAGCCUUUGCUACCGUCUUCCAGGCGACAGACCCUGUGACCUCAGAGAAGGUGGUUUUAAAGGUCCAGAAGCCGGCCAACCCCUGGGAGUUUUACAUCAACACUCAGCUUGACGCUCGGCUGCAGCCUGGCAUCCGUCACCUCUACAGCAGCGUCCGCUCUGCUCACAUCUUCAAUAACGGCAGCGUGCUGCUGGAGGAGCUUCACAACUACGGCACUCUGCUGAACGCAGUGAACAUGUAUAAAACCCUGGGCGACAAGGUGAUGCCUCAGCCCCUGGUCAUGUACUUCACCAUCUGUAUCCUGCACAUGGUGGAGCAGCUGCACAGUAUCAACAUCAUCCAUGCCGACAUCAAGCCUGACAACUUCCUCCUGGGAGAGAGGUUCAUGGACAACAAGGAUGUUGAUCCGGACAGUGUUAACCACGGCCUCGUCCUCAUUGACCUCGGACAGAGCAUCGACAUGAAGCUUUUUUCAGAGAACACUGCGUUCACUGCCCGGUGUCUGACAUCAGGCUUCCAGUGCACAGAGAUGCUGAGUGGGAAGCCCUGGACCUAUCAGACUGACUACUUUGGGGUCGCUGGAACUGUGCACUGUCUGUUGUUUGGAACCUACAUGCGAGUCCGAAACGAAGGUGGAGUGUGGAAAACUGAUGCUGCGUUCAGAAGGAACCCCCACAGCGACCUGUGGCUGAACUUCUUCCACACGCUGCUCAACGUGCCGGACAGCGGGCCUCUGCCCAGCCUGCGGAGCCUCCGCUGCAGCCUGACGUCCGUCCUGCAGCAGAGCUACAGCAGCAAACUGUCCUCGCUCAGGAGCCGACUGGUGGUUCUGCUGCUGGAGAACCACAAGCCAGUUCGGAAAUGACGGUGCCGCUGUCCAGAAGCCUGAGGCACAUUGGCUCUGACAGGCAUUCACUGAGCUCCUCGCUGUUCAUUCCUCCAUAAAUUAACAACCAGUAAAAGACUUUUAUGCUGUUUUUAACACAUGCACAGAAAGAGAGAAUCUGAUUUUUAUUUGAACAAACUUUUAACACUGUAAUUUCCAGAUGUUUUGGGUGAAUAAUAAAAUUUUGGAUUGAUCA
Betta splendens (Siamese fighting fish) is the source of this 3906-nucleotide messenger RNA. RefSeq names its product BUB1 mitotic checkpoint serine/threonine kinase (gene bub1). Gene Ontology annotation, molecular function: protein kinase activity; ATP binding. The record is from RefSeq and is a predicted model, not a curated record. NCBI's taxonomy places the organism in Eukaryota, Metazoa, Chordata, Actinopteri, Anabantiformes, Osphronemidae. Gene Ontology annotation, biological process: protein phosphorylation; mitotic spindle assembly checkpoint signaling; meiotic sister chromatid cohesion, centromeric. The coding region runs from base 168 to 3689 and encodes 1173 amino acids. The transcript has 24 exons.